This is a messenger RNA of Salarias fasciatus (jewelled blenny), 954 nucleotides long. RefSeq names its product basic proline-rich protein-like. The transcript has 4 exons. Lineage: Eukaryota; Metazoa; Chordata; Actinopteri; Blenniiformes; Blenniidae. Bases 1 to 954 code for a protein of 317 amino acids. The record is from RefSeq and is a predicted model, not a curated record.
AUGGAGCACACUGUGGAGGACAGUCAGGGGGGGCAGGGGUUCAGGGGCACCGUGGCCCUCAGCUGGACCCGGGACCUCGGCACCUUCCUGACUGCGUCUGAGCAGGAGGCGGAGCUGAGGGGCAGAGCGGUGAGCUGGAACAACCAGAUCCAGAUCCAGUGGAACCUGCAGCCAGCCCAGGGAGCAGAGGACAGCCCCUCCGGGAAGACGUCCAGGUCUCCGAUAAAAGCGUGCGGUGGAAACCAGAGGGAGCAUCCGACCGUGACAACACUCCCUGAGUUCAGCCCAGCAUCUCCACCCUGCCCACGAGCCAGGCAGCAAGUGUGGGGAAACAAAGCCUCAUUCGUCAACCAGGGCCUCAGCUUCAUGGAGGCCAAUAUGGAGGAACCGGCCCCCCAGGCACCAGGAGCCGACCCCCCAGGCACCAGGAACCGGCCCCCCGGGCACCAGGAGCCGACCCCCCGGGCACCAGGAGCCGACCCCCCAGGCACCAGGAGCUGCCCCCCCGGGCACCAGGAGCCGACCCCCCAGGCACCAGGAGCCGACCCCCCAGGCACCAGGAGCUGCCCCCCCGGGCACCAGGAGCCGACCCCCCAGGCACCAGGAGCUGCCCCCCCGGGCACCAGGAGCCGACCCCCCCAGGCACCAGGAGCCGCCCCCCCAGGCACCAGGAACCGGCCCCCCAGGCACCAGGAGCCGACCCCCCAGGCACCAGGAGCCGACCCCCCGGGCACCAGGAGCCGGCCCCCCGGGCACCAGGAGCCGACCCCCCAGGCACCAGGAGCCGGCCCCCCAGGCACCAGGAACCGGCCCCCCGGGCACCAGGAGCCGACUCCCCAGGCACCAGGAACCGGCCCCCCAGGCACCAGGAACCGGCCCCCCAGGCACCAGAUGCCCAGAGCAGGCAGAGCAAGACCCCAGGACCCAAGAGCCCAAGAGCCGACCCCCCACUGA